This is a messenger RNA of Raphanus sativus (radish), 1226 nucleotides long. RefSeq names its product trihelix transcription factor ASIL1. Gene Ontology annotation, cellular component: nucleus. The transcript has a single exon. Lineage: Eukaryota; Viridiplantae; Streptophyta; Magnoliopsida; Brassicales; Brassicaceae. Gene Ontology annotation, molecular function: transcription cis-regulatory region binding. The record is from RefSeq and is a predicted model, not a curated record. Bases 102 to 1007 code for a protein of 301 amino acids.
UGGGCCUUUUCGUCAAAUUAAAAUCGGAGAGAUUACUCACCCGGCGACCUUAUCCCUUUCGCCGGUGAGUCAAUCUCAGAUCUACCCAAAAAUUAACCAACAUGGAGGACGAAGACGAGACUCAAUCUCCACGUGAUUCCCUCUCACCAGCUCCGAUUAUGCCUACGAGCGACGACGUCACGGUCGCCUCAGCGACGAAACGGCCUCCCUCCUCCUCCUCCUCUCAACAAUCUCCGUUGACUUUAACGGUUCACACUCCCUCCGUUACCGUUACCGUUAACAAAAACGGACGAAGCGGAAGCGGAGGAGGAGGAAGAGACGAUUGCUGGAGCGAGGAAGCGACGAAAGUUCUAAUCGAAGCGUGGGGGGAUCGAUUCUCGGAGCCGGGGAAAGGAACGUUGAAGCAGCAGCAGUGGCACCAAGUGGCUGAGAUCGUGAACGAGAGUGGCCAAUGCAAGUACGCCAAAACGGAUGUUCAGUGUAAGAACAGGAUCGAUACGGUUAAGAAGAAGUAUAAGCAAGAAAAGGCCAAGAAUGGGCCUAGUAAAUGGGUUUUCUUCAAAAAGCUCGAGGCUUUGAUCGGUGGUGGUGGCGGGAAGGCUCCAGCGCGUAGUACUAGUAGCUCGGGGGGUCCAAUGAGGUGGCAUUUUAGGAAACGAAGUGCUUCCGACACUGACUCUGACUCUGAUCCUGACCCUCAACCUGAGCCUUCUCCUGAGAGUCUCCCUCCGAAGCGGGUGAAGAUGGAUGAGUCUGGAGUUGGAGAUGUGGCGAGGGCGAUACUUGGGUUCACCCAGGCUUAUGAGAAGGCGGAAACUGCGAAGCUUAAGCUGAUGAUGGAGUUGGAGAAGGAGAGGAUGGAGUUUGCCAAGGAGAUGGAGUUGCAGAGGAUGCAGUUCUUGAAAACUCAAAUGGAGAUAACGCAGAACAAUCAAGAAGAGGAGAGGAGCAAGCGUGACGGUGAUGAUGAUGAUAAUGUUAAGAUUAAUGGCGAUGUAAGUAGCUGACAAUUUGAACACAAAUGUUAAGAUUAUGGUAAUUUGCUAUGAUUAAAAAACUUAUUUAGAUUGCUGGCUUAGGGUUUGAUGUUGUUGUACUUCGUGGGAUAUGUAAAUGUAGAAGUUUAUUGCAGGGGUUCAGAGAACUGUGAUGACCUUGUUGUUGUUAUGUUAUCUUGUCUGAAACAUGUUUCUGUUUUCUUAGAAUCAGAAACAAAGAUUCACACU